AUGAAUUCUUCUAAAGUGUUGAGAUGUAGCAUACAGUUAACAAGACUGCAUAAAAUCAAUAAUAUUCCUGUUGGCCGUAAAUUUUCUACGGGUUCUCAACUAUUACGGAAUUAUUCAAAGGUUGCUGGGAUCACAGGAGCAGGCAUUAUAAGUAUCAUAGCAUAUGGGCUUACAUCUGACUUCAAAGUUUAUGCCUAUUCAAAGAAAGAUAGAGCAAAUGACGAAUAUCUAAGCGGUCUACACUUGACAUCACGCGAGAAACGUUUCAUUAAGUUCGCUUCAGUUGAAUACCAUGGGCAACUUUAUAUGACUCCUCAAGACUUUUUGGAAUCAUUCGUUGACGAGCAACCUAGAGCUCGGCUUCAGAGACACUUUAUGACUGAUAAAGAUUUGGAUGAAAUUCGAGAUAAAGUACCUGGGCUAAAAAAGGGAUCUUCACAACUUUUUCGAACACUCAGAGACAAAGGAAUCAUAUCGUAUACAGAAUAUUUGUUUUUAUUAUCCGUGUUAACCAAACCACAGAGUGGAUUUCGUAUAGCAUUUAAUAUGUUUGAUACGGAUGGUAACCAUAGGGUAGACAAAAAUGAAUUUCUGGUGAUAACACGGCUCCUAGCUGGAAAACCAGCCUUCAGAAUAGAUCUUAAUAAACAUGCUAAAGAAAUUUUGUCCCAAUUAUCUACGAAACAAGUCGCUGUCGUUCAACGGGUGCCUGACGAAGAUUCAAACAUCAUUAACCGCGCUGCUGAUGAUUUGAUGGAAAAAAUCUUUAGCCAGUCUUGGAAGGACAAACACGGCGUGGAAGACGGCAAGGCCGACACCGACAAAAUAGGCGCCGACGACUUUGUUGACGACGCUCAGGGGCUACAAAAAAAACAUUUGGUCGACACCACGUUGAUCGUUCAUUUUUUCGGCAAAAAGGGAGACAACGUGCUACUGUACGAAGACUUCAGAAAUUUUAUGGAAAAUCUACAAACUGAAGUACUUGAAAUGGAGUUCCAACAGUUUGCCAAAGGAGGAGAUACCAUAAGCGAAAUGGAUUUUGCCAAAAUAUUAUUGAGAUAUACUCACUUGGAUACUGAUCUGUGCGAUACAUAUCUGGACCGAUUAUUGGAGAGAAUCAAAAUGGACAAAGGCAUACCACCAGGCAUUUCGUUUGAUGAGUUUAAAGUGUUUUGUCAAUUCUUAAAUAAUUUGGAAGACUUUACUAUUGCUAUGAGAAUGUAUACACUGGCCGAUCACCCAAUAUCUAAAGAUGAAUUUCAUAGAGCUGUUAAGAUAUGUACAGGGACCAGUUUGAGCAAGCACCUUGUGCAUACCGUGUUUGCCAUAUUUGACGAGGACGGUGAUGGUCAAUUGAGUUAUAGAGAGUUUAUUGCUAUUAUGAAGGACCGGCUAAACAGAGGAUUCAAGUCAUACACAAAAAAUGAAGGAUGGGAUGCAUUCAAAAUCUGUUUGAAACAUGAAAUUAAAACUCCUAAUUAA
Macrosiphum euphorbiae (potato aphid) is the source of this 1482-nucleotide messenger RNA. The record is from the annotation of a GenBank genome assembly. Lineage: Eukaryota; Metazoa; Arthropoda; Insecta; Hemiptera; Aphididae.